This is a messenger RNA of Orbicella faveolata, 2783 nucleotides long. Its product is annotated as nucleoporin Nup43-like. Gene Ontology annotation, cellular component: nuclear pore outer ring. The record is from RefSeq and is a predicted model, not a curated record. NCBI's taxonomy places the organism in Eukaryota, Metazoa, Cnidaria, Anthozoa, Scleractinia, Merulinidae. Gene Ontology annotation, molecular function: protein binding.
UGGAACUACUCACUCGGUAACUUUGCGCGCCAUGUGCAAAGUAGAUCUUCUGCAAUGGCGAAUGUUGGAGAAACCGUGGCCAAAUAUGUAGGACACAAGGUAUCGAGGGUUCGAUGGAUUCCUCAAGUACAAGGACAGUUGAAUCCCUCUGAAUCUUUUGUGACAGGAGGCUGGGACGACCAGAUUAACAAGUUGUCCAUUUGGAAAGUCGAGGAACCAAGUGAAGAUUCAGCUGCUGCAUUCAAUGUCACAAAUGAACCUAAAUUGUUGUGUGAAACUAAUUAUACUGGGGAUGUCACAGACAUAGAGUGCAUUGAUUCGGGGAAGAUCCUGGUAUCAUCUUCUACAGGAAGUGUUUCGUUGUUCCAUUAUAGCCCAAAACACCAGUCCAUAAGACCUGAGCAUGAGUGGAAUACUCUUCAUCACAUUGGGGAUCGCAGCUGUUCAUGUACGUGUCUUUCCACAAAUGCUAGCUCAGCAGAAAUUGUAAGCGCUGGUGAAGAUGGAAAAAUCAAUGUUCUGAAACUUGAUCAUAGACAUCCAGUCAGAACAAUAGAUUCUGCAGAUAGCACAACCAUAAACAGUAUCAAAUUUACAAAAUUGCAUGAAGUAGCUGCAGUAACAUUCGGUGGUCAGCUCAAAGUUUGGGAUCUUCGACAACCAAUUGAUAAACCUGGAAGAACAAUGCUACUUUCUGGUAAUCGUGUCUCAUUGUUGUGCGUUGACAAACAUCCGACCCAGCCACAUCUACUGGCAGCAGGAGGUCAAGAUGGUGUACUGAGCAUCUGGGACAUGAGACAGGAACUGUAUCCUGUCACACUACUGGAGGCACAUGCCGCAGAAAUAUGGGAGGUCAGGUUUCAUCCUCUUAGUCCAGACAACCUAUUCACAUGUUCAGAAGAUGGAUCUCUUUGGCACUGGGAUGGUACAUCUGUGGCAGUCCAAAACAUCACAGGGUUUGCAGGUGCCAGUAAAAGUCACUUCAGUGGAAUUAGUAAUGGUGCGGGCGUGGGUGGAGGAUAUGACAGCAUAAGCCCUUGGCUAUCAGUGGACGCGACAAAACAUAAAAUGGAGACAUUUUCACUACUUCCUUAUAACAGACUGUCAAUCAAUUCGUUGGAUAUUCAAUCAAGACACUUGUUAAGUGGAAGUGACUGUGAAGCUAUUUUUAUUGUCAAAGAUCUCGUCAUCAGAUGAUCACUUUUGUUAUAAUUAUUAUAUUAUUAAUAAUGUUCAUAGCUUUUACUACUUGAGUGUAUUACUGUACAGUUAACAUUGCAUAAUUUGGGAGGAUAGACAUCUCAUAACUUGAAUCAGUAACUACUACAUUUACGACGAUGAUAUUCAUACAGUCACCAUUUUUGGUACAGAUACAUGUACUCCAAAACUGUCAGUGCCACAAGCCACAAUGAGGCUGGAUACUUUUGCAACUUUGGCAAUAAAUACUGCAGAUUCAAAUCAGUUCUUGGAGAUGGGAUUUCACUAGAGCUUUAAGGUUUCUUCUUCCUCUGACCAAGACGGUUUCAAAUGCAAAUACUCUUUUCAGAAACACACUUCAUGUUGGUAUCACAGGUAAUCCUAUGCAUAAGGUGUGUGGAAAAAAGCCCUAAAUGACUCUUGAUCUCAUUUCAAAUCCUCCUUUUUUCGUAGAAGGAAGCAGAAAGCAAUUUGUGAAGGGAAUCUCGUCAUCUAUCAGAUGUCAUGUAGGGUCUUUUUCCAGUCAACCCUUCAAAUGGGAAAAGUGUUUUUGUCCCCAAAAUAUUUGCAUGUGUACCUCAUUUUGUACUCAGGUCUUCAAUUUUCUGACUAUUUUCAACAAAGACAACACCAAUCCUAGUAUUAUCAGGCAAAAGCAGGACAGGUAUUUUUUUAAAAAAGGUAGCAAGGGAACUCUCUUGAUUUGGCUGUUACAACUGUUUUACAAAUAUGUAGGUAAGCUAUUUUCUUUAUUCUUUAUUAUUAACAAAAGUGGACAUUUGUAUAAAUUUAAAUUCAAAUAAACAGUAAAUUGAUUUCAAGACUCAUCAAAGUUUGUGUGCAAAAAUUAAAUUGAAUUGAUAGGCCUGUGAUUCAUGUGCUAAAAGUUGUUGCUGCAACAACAAGUACCAAUUAUGUACAGUCUAAAACAAUAUGCAGUACUUAAACCACCUUAACUAGAAAAUGCUUCUCCCAAAUUUCUGACCGUAAUGGCCUUCGCAACUUUUGGAUUUACCAGCCCGUUCCAGUGACUACUUCCAGAGGGUUGUAACUUUCCAGGGUCCAAUCUCUACUAUUGUGCAGCUAAAUUUUGUACCAUAAGUGGGCCAAGCCAUCAAAUACACCAAAAAGAGAAACAUUACCAUUAGUUAACAAUGAGUUAUGUGAAUCAAACUAUGUAAGAUCAUUUUGGAUCAGUGUCUCGUAUCCGUUAUUUCCAGUUUUUCUCAAGUCCAAUUAACUUUGAGGUCUCUUCUUUCCGAUGACUGCUACUUUGCAAUGUUUGUUACUUUCUGUGUCACUACUUGUGGGGUUUGCUAAUGACCAUAAAAUUUGUACAUUUAGAGGGUCACUACUUUUAAGAGCUCUUUCAGCUUUCAACAAAAUGUAAAUUAGAUAUUUUCAUAAAGGAUAAUUCACAUCAAGUUAAAAUUACAUCCAAAUAUAUACUAGAUAGACUGCCUGAAUUUGUAUACAUCCUCUUAACACAUCAAACAUUGCCUUGUAUGAAAAUUAGUUAUGAUCGUUAUUUUCACUGCUGCUUCUCUAUUUUGAAAGCAAUUGUAAAAUAAACUAUUUUAGACCAA